UUUUUCCGGCCGGCUUCAAACUAGCUUCAAACUUCAAAGACACAAGAUAUACCGACCAACAAUUACUAGGAGGAGUUGACACUCAAGGCUGAGCUUGCAUGCGCGGGUCGCAAAACCAUGUCAUAGCACUGGAUUCAAACUUUGCGUCGACUACCCUGCCGUUGGCUUACUUUUUUCUGCCCUGGGGUGGGUUACUAAAGGCUUCGCAGAUUAUUAAGCUUAUAAGCUUAACUAAGAUUGAAUCGGCUCAGCCAGAUAUGUUCAUCUUAUUACUAGUUCACCAGCUCUGAUUUACGAAAUCGCCGGUAGGAGGAAUAGUUCAAUGGCUGCUUCAGAGUAUAAUGAUAGAGGUGAAGAUGGUCUUUAUAAGGUCAUAGCAAAUCUGCAAAACCAAAAUAUGCCAUUGGAGUCAUUGUUAAACGCCAACGACAUAAGUGUGGAGGGAGUUGACAUCACUGUUACCCUCGGACAAGUUGUGCAGGCUCAGUCCAUCUGCAUGCAAGAUCUGUCGGUGCUGCCACCUGGUAUACGAGAUUGGGCUGUUUCUCUUACAAACAGGCUCAUUGCUGAAUUGUUGAAGUUUUCUGCCCAUCCUCACUCAUCACUGCUACACCCCAGGAACGUGAGUGAUUCAGAUCAGUCUGGCACAUUACAUGGCGGCUUCAUCGUUAACUCAUGCGAAGUCUAUGAGGAUCAUGCAGCAAUUAAGAAAGAAGACAUUUCUGAGGAUGAGGAAGAUUCGAUGUUUGAUGAUGAAAGUAGCUCCACCACGAGUGACACACUUUCCUACUCUGGUUCCUUUACUGGAAAGAAGCACAACCCUCAUCUUACCAAAAGCGUACCUGCCACCUAUGUGUACAAUUUCCGAGGAGUUCGCUGUCCGGUCUGCUACUUCAUUUCAUUCAGAGGGAUGAAAUGUGUUGAUGAACUUGUAGAGCAUGUUACAGCAAAGCACAGAGAAAGGGCAACACCAGAAGCUCUUGAAAAAUUACGUGCGUCAAACACAGUUGACAAGAUAAUUGGGCAUGGGAUGAGGUACUGUGACUGUAAAAAGUGUUUGUCAUACAUGAGGGCUAAUAAUCUUAUUUGAUUGCAACACAACCACAACGCAGGUGACCCUACGCUUCACACAUCACCUGCGUUUGUUGUUUUUAAUAUUUCUGUUGUAAAUAUUGUUAUAUGUUGUUUGCAUAAAGAAAAUUAUGAACAUUUUAAAAUCAUGA
Molecule: messenger RNA, 1223 nt
Organism: Frankliniella occidentalis (western flower thrips)
Lineage: Eukaryota; Metazoa; Arthropoda; Insecta; Thysanoptera; Thripidae
Exons: 4
Coding region: 323-1090 (255 amino acids)
Source: RefSeq, a predicted model, not a curated record